AUGUCGUUGAAAACUUUUCUAGCUAUAAUUCUUAUUUUCGGAAUUUCUGCAAUCAAAAAAUGUGUGUAUUAUGAUUUCGAUUUUUGAAAAAAAAGCUGAAUUUCAGCUCAACAUAGAGAACCAUGUCAACGACAGCUGAACUGUGUUGAAAGUACUCGUGGUUUACGAAACAGUCAAAUAAGUAUCCGAAGACAAUUAUUAUCAUUUAAUUCAGAAUAUCGAUUGUGUAGAUCAACAAAAAAUUCCACCAGAGAAAACUGUGCAAAUUUCUCGGACAGAAUGUUCGAUUUAACUCAUCCUCAGGCAAAUCGUCCCACCGGCGCAACACCAAAUCUCCACUCACUCAACACCGUUCUUCCACCGGUGGGCCCACCGGUGGGAAACCGGUGGAGCUUCGGUGUUCCACCGGUGGGCAAAGGGGGAACACCGGUGGAGUUUUGGUGUUGCACCGGUGGCGUUCAGGUGUUCAACCGGUGGGAUUUAGGUGUUGCACUGGUGGGUUUGGAAAAUUUUUUGAGAGAAAUUUAUUUGUUUUAUUUUUUCUGUUCAGAAUAUUUGAAUUCCUUUGAGCAAAAUUAGUUCGCCAGAGCGAACUUUCUGACUAUCUCUUUAGUGGAAAGACAAAAAUUCUCCUGACAAGAGAAAACCUCAAUAAUAGAAGCAUUUUGAAGUUGAAAUUCGCGGAUUUCGUGGAAGGUCAUGCAGUGAGUUCACCGACAUUUCGCGAGGCGCGCGCGCCGCUAUGUUUUUGAUAGGCCGUUUUCAAUGCUCGUCUUCCAUUUUAUCAACACCAGUGGAACACCAGAUGAAAGGUGGACAACCGGUGUUGAUUAGGUGGGAAACCGGUGCUUAUUAAGUGGACCACUGGUGUGGUAAAAAAUGUUGGAAAAAAAAUUAAGCGGUGUUAAUCCGGUGGGAAGUGGUGUUGCGCUGGUGUUAGAACGGUGUUCAAUCAGUGUUAGUUGAGUGGAACACCGGUGUUUUUUUCUAUUUGGUGUUGCGCCGGUGGGACGAUUUGCCUGAGAAGGUUUCCCCAAUUUGAUUGUGGUGUCAAAAAAGUUAAAAAUGAAGAGGAAAAACAACAAGAAAUUCAGCGAUUCAAACAUUGUGUCAAUAAGAGAAGAAAGCAUCACAUGAAUCUCAAUAGAGGAUUCUUGGCGAUGUUUGAUUGUGAAUGUUUCGAACUUCGAUAUACUGAUUAUUGA
This is a messenger RNA of Caenorhabditis angaria, 1205 nucleotides long. NCBI's taxonomy places the organism in Eukaryota, Metazoa, Nematoda, Chromadorea, Rhabditida, Rhabditidae. The record is from the annotation of a GenBank genome assembly.